This is a messenger RNA of Colletotrichum abscissum, 1356 nucleotides long. Its product is annotated as fungal specific transcription factor. Gene Ontology annotation, molecular function: DNA binding; zinc ion binding. Gene Ontology annotation, biological process: DNA-templated transcription. Lineage: Eukaryota; Fungi; Ascomycota; Sordariomycetes; Glomerellales; Glomerellaceae. The transcript has 2 exons. The annotation marks the transcript as partial. The record is from RefSeq and is a predicted model, not a curated record. Gene Ontology annotation, cellular component: nucleus.
GGCAUCAUUCACGACAAAGACAACGAGAAGCCGUCAAACGAAUCGAAUCUGACCCUAUUGGGCAUUCUGGCUCUCACUGCAAGAUUUCGUCCCGACUUGAUCGAACAUGUCGCACACAUUACACACCACAAGAUCGCGGGCCCAAGGUUUUGCGGUGCUCUACCCAGGCUGCAGCCAUCAGUAGCAUCAGAGUACUUCGCAAAUGCUCUUACAAAGGCACUGGGAGAAGUCGAAUCAGCCAUAACAUCGGCUACUGUCGUUCGAGUCCAAGCUUUUCUCAUGCUGGGCUUGUAUAAAUGGAGUCGGCCGAAUGGCGGCCUGGCUGCAUGGAUGUACGUUGACCUCGCCACGCGGAUGGCUCAAAUCAUGAAACUCGGAUCUGCACAAGUGCCCUCGCGUUGUUGGCAAGACCAGGAGUCGAGGCGCCGCACUAUGUUCAGUUGCUUGAUCCUCUGUCAGCUUCUGCCGUGCAGUGACGAAGCCUUCAACUUGGGUGGCGGCAUUCUCAUUCGAACACCGCGGCCUGUGGGACAAGGAAUCGAGGAAGAAUUCGAAGAUAGCGUUCUCGGCCGAUUCGUCGACCUGAUCAAAAUCUGGGGCGACAUCUCCAGAUACAGCCUUUUGGGCGGACGCGAUACUGAAAAGGAAGAAGGUACGCCGCCAUGGAACGAAAAGUCGACCUUCUACCAGCUCAGUCAGGAGAUAGACACCUUCUACACAGGACUUCCGGAAUGCUUCACAUGGUCCACCUCGAACUUCUGGAGACACUCUAACAGCAUAUACGUGUCAUUUCAUAUGCUGGCUGCUCUCUGCAGAAUCGUGCUGCAUCGCGAAUAUAUCCCCUUUAUCGCCAUCAACUGCGCCAGGCCGAUGGGCCCGAUGGCGGAGCUCGGAUUUGACCCCGGCGCUGCUCCCGAUGGCCAUUGGAAGCGAAGCGCAGAGCAGAUCUUCAAGGCUGGUAGGGAAAUCAUCGACCUUAUCACGUUAUGUCGGGACAGACUGCCCUAUUUGUCGUUGGUCUUAUUCGCCAUCAGGCAAGCAGCCUUUGUCGAGAUAUACGCAGCGCACUAUCCCCAUAUGGAUACUCAGAAUCACAUGUUCAGUGAGCAGGAAGUCGGAAGGCGGAAUUCGAGACCGAUGUCCGACAACUGGCAGCCAACCACCACUACUUACCAGGCACUGACAAAGGCUACACCUUACUUCAGCCUGGCGUCCAGUUAUGUCAUAUACCUGAAAAGCAUAGAUCAGUGUCUCACUCGAAUCAACUCCGACUAUAGAGAUGGAGGUUCUAGGCAGAGUAGAUUUGAUCCCUUGGGGAUUCGACGAGAUGGGCGUGGCGGCGAUUGGGACGGGUGA